AGAGCUCGCGCUUAGGGUUGGCUAUGGCGUCUACGAGCUUAUUUCUCGCCUUGGCGCUAGCGCUGCUGGCUUCUCAAGCGAUCGCUAAAGCCAGUGAUGUGAAGGAGCUCCAGAUCGGAGUGAAGUUCAAGCCUUUGACUUGCGAAAUUCGAGCUCACAAAGGCGAUGAAGUGAAGGUCCAUUACAAGGGAUCUCUCACGGAUGGGACCGUUUUCGAUUCGAGCUACACCAGGGGCGAUCCCAUUGGUUUUACCUUAGGCCAGGGACAAGUGAUUCAAGGCUGGGAUCAAGGGCUUCUAGGAAUGUGCGUCGGCGAGAAGAGAAAGCUUAAGAUCCCCUCCAAGCUCGGUUAUGGGGAUCAAGGACAACCACCAAAGAUUCCAGGUGGUGCGACACUGAUUUUUGAGACCGAACUCGUGUCAGUUAAUGGCAAGGGUGAUGAAAAAAAUGAACUCUGAGGUGUAGUGCUUGAUUUUGACAAUGAAGCCCUGACAUAACACUCUGUUCUUUCUUGA
Messenger RNA from Selaginella moellendorffii, 515 nucleotides. RefSeq names its product peptidyl-prolyl cis-trans isomerase FKBP15-1. Gene Ontology annotation, biological process: protein peptidyl-prolyl isomerization. The coding region runs from base 24 to 458 and encodes 144 amino acids. The transcript has 6 exons. NCBI's taxonomy places the organism in Eukaryota, Viridiplantae, Streptophyta, Lycopodiopsida, Selaginellales, Selaginellaceae. Gene Ontology annotation, molecular function: peptidyl-prolyl cis-trans isomerase activity. The record is from RefSeq and is a predicted model, not a curated record.